AUGUCUCAGUCACUUACAACCUCCAGCAAGAACAAGGCGAUAGUACAAGUGCAAGAGGAUGACGACCUGGUUAUUCUCCCGGCAGUUGAUAACUCGGAACUGAUAGCCCGCUUCAAGCUCAGCCUGGUGGGACGGCUCUUCAACAGAGAGAGGCGUAGUGUUGAAUCCCUUAUUGCUUUACUCCCACGACCAAAUAUCUGGGACGUUGAAGGCAGAGUCUGUGGAGUAGACUUGGGAAACCAAAGAUUUCAGUUUGACUUUGAUUCUGAAGAUGAUCUUCAGAAGGUUCUGAGUAAAAGGCCUUGCCAUUACAACAAAUGGUCCUUUGCUCUAGAGAGAUGGGCACCUCACAUAGGUGACUCAUUCCCUAACACUAUGACAUUUUGGGUCACUGCUUUGGGGAUCCCCACACACUUCUGGCUUGACCCGAUCUUCAGAGCCCUUGGAAGAAGGCUUGGAAAUGUGGGUCUGGUGGAAGAAAAAACAGCGAAGUUCCAAGUUGAGAUUAAUGCUGAACUCCCUUUGAAAUUUUCUCUUUGUGCGCAGCUCCCCUCUGGGGAAAUUGUUCCAGUCUCCUUGGAAUAUGUCAACCUCCACCGAUGGUGCCACUCCUGCCGUCUAAUAUCCCACGAAGAAGAUACUUGCCCAACGCUAUCUGAGGAACAAAGAGAGAACCAUCGACUGAUAAAGGAAGCUAACAGAGAGGCUAACAGAGACCAAGGCCAACAAUCCAGACUCGAUAUGAAUAGAAAGGGAGACCUCUCAAAGCGUUUCAGUGCAGCUGCCCCAAAGGCUCCAAGCUAUCUCGAGAGACGCUCCGGGAAAGGAACUCAAAGAGAUAACCGGGAUAGAGUUUGGAAACGCAUGGACUCCCGGUAUGCUCCUAGAGAUGACCACCGUGAGAAAAAUCGACAUGUCCCUCGCGAAAGAGAUAUCCUACCACCUAGCAAAGAAGCAUACAACAAGAGAAGGUAUGAUGAUUCCUUCGCAGCAAGCAAACAUCGUGAAAAAGCCAGGAGGGAAGAGAGGAAGCGUGUACCUACAUCACAAAGCUCUAAGGGAGAGAUAGCUCCUGAAGAACCCGGUGAUAAACAACUUGCGCGGCCUUCCUCUAGCUCAAAAAGAGAGAAAAUAGUUGAUGUCCCUCUUAAAACAUCGCUGACACAAUCCCAACUGGCUAAACAAGUCAACUCCUCCCCGGAUCAUGUCAGGGAACGUCCCUUUAGAUUAGCCCUCCAGAAAUCUUCAGGAGACUUGAAGUUGAAAGGAAAAGUUGGGGAUUUGGGAGAUUCCUCCGAAUCCGUAAGAUCAGCAAAGAAGAGUCUGAGGUUCGCCGCUGAGACGAAUCGAUCACCACCCAAAACCCACCCAAGAUCACCACCUAACAGCGAGGAAAGGAAGAAAAAGAGCUGGUAUGAGAUGACAUUGGAGGAGGAAGAAGAGGUAAGCAAACAAGCUACAGAUGAUAAAGAUAAGCCUUACUCGGGUGAUCCAGAAUUAAAUGAAGUUGAUGACCCUAAUGCGUAG
Molecule: messenger RNA, 1527 nt
Organism: Brassica oleracea var. oleracea
Lineage: Eukaryota; Viridiplantae; Streptophyta; Magnoliopsida; Brassicales; Brassicaceae
Product: protein SON-like
Exons: 1
Coding region: 1-1527 (508 amino acids)
Source: RefSeq, a predicted model, not a curated record